This is a messenger RNA of Brassica napus (rape), 635 nucleotides long. RefSeq names its product protein NUCLEAR FUSION DEFECTIVE 6, mitochondrial. NCBI's taxonomy places the organism in Eukaryota, Viridiplantae, Streptophyta, Magnoliopsida, Brassicales, Brassicaceae. Gene Ontology annotation, cellular component: mitochondrion. The coding region runs from base 122 to 409 and encodes 95 amino acids. The record is from RefSeq and is a predicted model, not a curated record. The transcript is spliced from 3 exons.
AAUUUAAACAAAAAAAGAAAAUAAUACUCCGUAUAUCUGCUUAUACCUAUGAGUCAAUGCUCCAAAGUCAAAACCCUAUACUAAUCCCAAAGUGGUUCUCUUCCAAAAUCGAAACUUUCAGAUGUCCGCCGCCAGAUCAUUUAUCCGCUCCGGCGCCGGCCGAGCAGCCGCGGCAGCAUUUCGUUCGACAAAACCUAUGCCGUCUUCUGCGCGGUCUUCGUUUAAGAUGCCUAAACCGAGCCCACUCUCUCCCCGCGUUUUCAGAUCACCGGUGGCAUUGAGCUGCUGCGUGGAGACGAUGCUUCCGUACCACACGGCCACUGCUUCUGCCUUGCUCAAUUCCAUGCUCUCUGUUUCUUCAUCUCGCUGCUCCGUUUGGACCCUCGGAGAUAUCAUUGAUGAUGCAUGAUGGUUUUCAAAUGGAGAGUGGGGGAAUGAAUGCAGUUGAAGGCAAGAUGACGAAGUGUUGUUUUUCUAUUGUAAAGAAUCUUAAGUGACAGCAAACUGAGUCAUGUUUCUUCUUAGGUCAUAAGAUCUGCCUUUUAGCCUUUAAGAGUGUCCUAUACAUUUUGUCAAGGACCGACCAGUUCAAUUCCGGACAUAAGUAAAAGACCACAUAGACCUGAUUCAUGCUU